Molecule: messenger RNA, 610 nt
Organism: Folsomia candida
Lineage: Eukaryota; Metazoa; Arthropoda; Collembola; Entomobryomorpha; Isotomidae
Exons: 3
Coding region: 61-579 (172 amino acids)
Source: RefSeq, a predicted model, not a curated record
UACACCGUUCAAUUUCCUUUGGCUGCGGAGGUGACCUACGCCAUUACGAUUGAGGUCGAAAUGAUGUAUGGGGAUGAAGAAGAGCGAUAUAAUCCAUAUUGCAACCUAAGCUGCUGCUUUCUGACUGUCUGGACAUGCAUGGCUGACGGAGUUGACCGAGUCCCAAAAGUAAAAAGCAUGGAUAAACUUUUGCCGGAAACUACUUGGAUCGUCACCGUCGAGGAGAAUAAUCGGGACAUCCCAAUAACAAUUCGCCUGCAGCAGCCUGUCCGGAUACCGGCUGGGAAGUUCGUUGUCAUAAAGUUUCAACUGGAUGGGCCUCCAACAGAAUAUUUGUUCUCAAAUGAAGUGCACAGAACAAUGAUUGCGGAACCUGAGUCGGGAAUUGUUUUCCACACUCUCAUGGGGUCGGCCCAGAUCAAAGAACUUAAAUUUAGCGUGGCAGAUGAAACCUGGGUGGAACAAGAGCAACAGCAAGAACCGAAGAAAAAGAAGAUGAACUGGUUCCAGCGACUGAUGGAAUAUAUCUGCAUUAUUAUACUUGCAUUAUUCGUCGAAUGUAUUUGUGGUGAUGCUUGAUAAAUUGAUUAAAAUGAAAUAAACAAAUAAG